Molecule: messenger RNA, 756 nt
Organism: Sugiyamaella lignohabitans
Lineage: Eukaryota; Fungi; Ascomycota; Dipodascomycetes; Dipodascales; Trichomonascaceae
Exons: 1
Coding region: 1-756 (251 amino acids)
Source: RefSeq, a predicted model, not a curated record
AUGUCUACCAACCAGAGCCAAACACCUUCCAUAGGCCUCUCAAGAACGGCACUACAAGAAAUAAGCCCAAACAAAGCAAAUGGUAUUAAUUCUCGUCUUCAGCAUUUGAAGGGGGAUACUAAGAAACAAAUCUCAAUCGCUUCACCAAAAACGAGUUUCAGUAAAAUCUCGAAAUACCCUUCUGGCUCCGGCUCGCCUUUUUCAAUUUCUGCAUAUCAUGACAACAUCAAGACCCAUAACAAUAGCUUAACCGCUAGCCUACCGUGGAGUCGCCGUUCUACCACUGUAAUUAGUACAAAUAGUUUCACGGUAUUUCCAGACACUGAGAAUGCAAACUCCCUACAAAGCACCACCAGCAGCACCCAAACAAAGACAGCUUCCUCCGCGUCCCAAAGUCAGGCAGAAGAUGAGAAGGUUGACGAUGAUAUGCCAUCUGACUGUUCUUCUUCUAACUCCUUUGACUCAGAUGCCUUUCGCAAUCAUGCUGAUAAACUUCGUUCCCGCCUUCGUCUUGCUUAUUAUAAAGUCUUGACAAACCAAACUUCUUUAUCAUUGACGCAAAUGGCAAUGGCACAAAACACAGUUAUUCGAAAUGACAACUCAAAGAACCUCCCAACCUAUACUCCAAUGAAAAAAGGAAAGGUAAUCAAUCUUAGAACCCCAAUUGCUGAGAUUAAACUGAAGACUGAAUCGACUAAAGGUACGCCAUCCCCAAUGAAAGCAGCCAAGAGCCUGCUUCGACUUGGAAACUUCUAG